GGGUUACUUUAUUCACUAUAUAUUUAGCAAUUUGGUUUGUUCCAUCACAAUGUGCCACAUGAUAUAAUGAUAAGGUGGAAAAGGCAACGUCCCCACACGCACAGCUGACACAAGUGCAGUUCUGACAGGAUUCCCCGGCACAGAGUGGUGUUCCUGUGGCAGCAGCAUAGAGAAUGUGGCGCUAAUUAAUAGGGAUAAUACUAGGCACAAGCCGCACACAGAGUGAUAAUAGCACGGACGUCCCGCAUGAUUCCCAUUCCCCCGCUGAACAGCGGCAUUAACCAGUCUGUAGCCCUAGGACGUUCCCAUGCUGGUUUAAUCCAGCCCACUCCGCGCAGAAUCCAGGCUCCGUCUCUUCUGUGCAACCGCCUGUCCCUGUAGGAUUACACUUGCCUCUCACUGCAGGGAGGGGCACCCGGUAACCCCGGCUAGAACUGCGGAGAGGAGCAGCGUAGGAGACUGGGGAAGGACUGGUAGGAGGAGAGCCCGGAGAAUCCCUGGAUGUGCUGCCGCUGCUGCUGCUGCUGGAGAUGUUACAGACAGACGUGAUCCUUGUCCCUCUCAUGUUCUUCAUUUACAACGUACAUGAAAUGGAUUAAUUUGUUUGGAAGAGCCAUCUUUAUUGUCUGAUACAAGAGAAUUUUGCUAUGAUCUUUCUGGCACCUUAACAUUAUUUAUUGCUAAUUAAAAAAUGAAUUCAGAAGAUAAAGGAAUAUCACCAGCUCACAAAAUAUCUACUCCUACGCACAAAAGUGCCUCAUCAUCAUCUUCAUCCCAGAGGGACAGUAGACAGGAAACUGACAGUUGGGAAAUUAUAGAGGGAUUGAAGAUAGGACAGUCAAGUGUCCAAAAACCAGAGAAACAUGAAGGGUUUAUGCUGAAGAAAAGAAAAUGGCCUUUAAAAGGCUGGCACAAGAGAUUUUUUGCCCUGGAUAAUGGUAUAUUGAAGUAUUCCAAAUCACCAAUCGAUACUCAGAAGGGUAAGUUACAUGGAAGUAUAGAUGUUGGCCUGUCUGUGAUGUCAAUCAAGAAGAAGGCUCGGAGAAUAGAUUUGGACACAGAGGAGAAUAUUUAUCAUCUCAAGGUAAAAUCUCAGGAUACGUUUGAUGCAUGGGUAUCAAAAUUACGCCAUCACAGACUUUACCGUCAGAAUGAAAUAGUGAGGUCACCUAGGGAUGCCAGUCUCCAUAUGUUUCCAUCAACAUCGACUACAGAGUCUUCACCAGCAGCAAAUGUCUCUGUGCCAGAGGGAAAGGUACCACAGAAUAACUUUUUGUGGCAAUCCCCAAUCCCAUCCAGUAACAACCUACCCGCAACAUGGACAACAGGUCAGAACAAGGUUGCCGCAUGGUUACUGGACUCAGAAGAGAUGGAUAAAUGUGCAGAGGAUCUUGCCAAAUGCCAGUCCGGCUUAAUAGAACUCAGCAAACUUCUCCACAACCUGGAAUUGCUGCAGAGAACCCAAUCAGCACCAAAUUUCAUUGACAUGCAGGCUAACUGUGUAGAUAUAUCAAAGAAAGACAAGCGAGCAUCGAGGAGAUGGAGAACAAAAAGUGUCAGCAAAGAUGCAAAAAUACAUCUUCAGGUUCCUUACAGUGCUUCGAUGUCUCCUGUACGUCUGCAUGCCUCCAACCCAAACCUCUACGCAGAUGAAGAGUUCCAGAAUCCUCCAAGUCAUGUAGUUGAUGCCCUGGAACUCGCAUCUGAUUACACAAAACUGCAGGAAGAAUUUUGCCUAAUUGCUCAAAAAGUCCAUUCACUUUUAAAAUCUGCCUAUAACACUAUUGCCAUUGAGAAGGAGAAGAUGAAGCAGAUGGUUUCUGAUCAGGAUUACAGCAGCCAGAACACACAGAUAUCUCGCCUCAGACAGUCACUCUCUCAGGCACUGAAUCACAACUCCGAACUGAAAAGCCGGCUGAAUAGAAUACACACAGAGUCGGUUAUUUCUGAUCAAGUCGUUAGUGUCAACAUUAUUGCAAGUCCAGAUGAGUCUUGUGAGCAAAUGCAAGUUAGUCUGCCCUUAUCACAGCAGGUGUCCAAUGAGGGCAGAUUGUCUAUGUCCGAAUCUGUGUCUGAAUUCUUUGAUGCUCAAGAAGUGCUUCUCUCAGCAAGCUCUUCAGAAAAUGAGGCCUCAGAUGAUGAAUCGUACAUCAGUGAUGUCAGUGACAAUAUCUCAGAAGACAACACUAGUGUGGCAGAUAACGUGUCUCGUCAAAUUCUAUAUGGAGAGCUAUUAGGUGGAGCCUUUAGGACAGGCCGGCGAACUUGCCUCCCUGCUCCAUCGCCAGAUACCAGCAAUAUCAACUUAUGGAAUAUCUUGAGAAAUAACAUUGGCAAAGACCUGUCCAAGGUUUCCAUGCCAGUGGAAUUAAAUGAGCCUCUUAAUACUUUACAACACCUGUGUGAAGAACUUGAAUACAGCGAGCUGUUAGAUAAAGCUGCCGAAACAGAUGAUCCUCAUGAACGUAUGGCCCUAAUUGCUGCAUUUGCGGUCUCAGGAUAUUCUUCCACUUACUACCGAGCAGGAAGCAAACCGUUUAACCCUGUGCUCGGAGAGACCUAUGAAUGUAUAAGAGAAGACAAAGGAUUUCGUUUUUUUUCAGAGCAGGUUAGCCAUCACCCCCCAAUUUCAGCCUGUCAUUGUGAAUCGAAGAACUUUGUCUUCUGGCAAGAUAUCAGAUGGAAAAAUAAAUUUUGGGGGAAAUCUAUGGAAAUAUUGCCUUUUGGAACAGUGAAUGUUACAUUACCAAAGUAUGGAGAUUGUUAUGUCUGGAACAAAGUCACCACAUGCAUACACAACAUCCUCAGCGGGAGGAGAUGGAUAGAACAUUAUGGUGAAAUCACGAUCCGGAACACAAAGAACUAUAUUUCAACGUGUAAAAUGACAUUUAUCAAGGGAAGCUACUGGAACUCCAGUGCUAAUGAGGUCCAUGGUGUUGUGAUGGAUCAGGAAGGAAAAGUGGUUCAUCGGCUCUUUGGAAAAUGGCAUGAAGGCCUGUAUUGCGGGGACGCACCUGCAGCAAAAUGCAUAUGGAGGCCAGGUUCCAUGCCCACCAACUAUGAACUCUAUUACGGUUUCACGAGAUUUGCCAUAGAGUUGAAUGAGCUGGAUCCAGUUCUGAAAGACUUUCUUCCAAGGACAGAUGCAAGAUUCAGACCAGAUCAAAGGUUGUUAGAAGAAGGGAAUGUAGAAGCAGCAGCUAUGGAAAAACAAAGAACCGAGGAACUCCAGAGAAGUCGAAGAAAGUGCAUGGAAGAAGACCACAUAGAGUACACACCAAAAUAUUUCCGGAAGGUAAUCGAUAACCAUCAGAAAGAGAUGUGGAUUUCCAAUGACACUUACUGGGAAUUAAGGAAGGACCCUGGCUUUAGUAAAGUGAAUUUACCUGUGCUUUGGUGAUGUUGGAAUGUGAAAUUCAAACUUCAGUCUAUAAAAAAUCAAUAUCUAUGCACAAGUCAGUUUCAUAUUUGCUACGAAGAUGUCUUCUUUCUUCUGUUGGUUUUUGUUUGGACAUGACAUUUGCUUUCAUAUUCAUCUAAAGCAAAAAAAAAUGGACAUUUAAUAAUGUAUUAUGUUAAAACCUAUAUGGAAAGCAUUUGUUGCAUUUGUACAGACCUUCAGAGUAAGUGUGUGUCCUGAGUAUGCUUGUACUGCUGCUGAAUGUAAUCCAAAGUCAUGUAACAGAGUAACCAAUGCUAACAAUAUAUUUAGUCACUUUGGCAACA
This is a messenger RNA of Xenopus laevis (African clawed frog), 3726 nucleotides long. It is a transcript of the gene osbpl6.S, whose product is annotated as oxysterol binding protein like 6 S homeolog. The record is from RefSeq and is a predicted model, not a curated record. Lineage: Eukaryota; Metazoa; Chordata; Amphibia; Anura; Pipidae. Gene Ontology annotation, molecular function: lipid binding; lipid transfer activity; cholesterol binding. Gene Ontology annotation, biological process: intermembrane lipid transfer. Gene Ontology annotation, cellular component: nuclear membrane; plasma membrane; endomembrane system. The transcript has 23 exons. The coding region runs from base 692 to 3400 and encodes 902 amino acids.